AUGGCCGACACCAGUAACAUCCAGUCGGCGGCUUCUAAGAGCAUCCGUCCCUUCCGGUCCAGCGAGGACUAUCUGUACGCCAUGAAGGAGGACCUGGCCGAGUGGCUGAACACCCUCUACGACCUGGAUGUCCAGGUGGAGAACUUCAUGGGCGCCCUGGAGACGGGCUACGACCUCUGCCAGCACGCCAACAACGUCAACCGCAUUGCCUCGGAGUUCCAACAGUCGAACCCGGGAGCCGCUUCCCACAUGAGGAUCCCUCGGAAGGAGGUGGUCUUCCAAGCGAAGAACGUGGUCCCCGGCUCGUUCAUCGCGAGGGACAACAUCUCCAACUUCAUCCAGUGGUGCCGUCAGGAGCUGGGCAUCCAGGACGUGGUGAUGUUUGAAACGAACGACUUGGUGUUGAAGAAGAACGAGAAGAAUUUCGUCCUCUGUCUGCUGGAGGUGGCCAGGAAGGGCUCCAAGUUUGGGAUGCUGGCGCCCAUGCUCAUCCAGAUGGAGGAGGAGAUCGAGGAGGAGAUGAGGGACCACCAGGUGGCCUGCGGGGAGCUGAAGAAAGAGCAGGCGGUCCAAGAUUUGGGGCCCAAGUCUCCCGUGUACCUGAACAAAAUGCAAAGGAUAGCCUUGUGCGACCUCAAGAACCUGGAUGAGCUGGUAAGAGAGAUCCUGGGCCACUGUACCUGCCCGUCCCAGUUCCCCAUGGUCAAAGUCUCGGAGGGCAAAUACCAAGUCGGAGACUCCAACGCGCUCAUCUUCGUCCGGGUUCUCCGCAGCCACGUGAUGGUGCGAGUAGGUGGGGGCUGGGACACCUUGGAGCACUACCUGGAUAAACAUGAUCCGUGCCGGUGUACCUCUGUCUCUCACCGUCUGACCCAGAGUCGGGGUCUUGGCUUCUCCCCCCAGAAGACAAGCGGUCUGGCCAGUCCCCAGGCAAACAGCCCCACCACUCAGCGUCGGGCCGAAGCUGUGGGUCUGCAUAGAGUCACUGAGACCCACCACUUGGGGGAGAAGCGGCUCUUGGCUGGGGGGGACCUGGCUCAACCCAAAGGAAACCGCCCCGGCCCUCCCACCAAGAGAUCUGGGACGGCUACCCCGCCGAGGCAGGGAAUGCUGGCCCCACCAAGUGGGAAAUGCAGUGGGUCAGGUCUUAGGGGCGCCAGCCCUCUCAGGGGGAGCAUGUCCCAAGCCCCCCAGGACCCGGGAGAUUCCCACCUCUCAGUCAGGAACCCCAGGGCUCGGCGUCUUUCCGGAGACAGCGAUUCCUCUUCCUCCUCCUCUAGGCACAGUGCCAGCUUGGGAAGGAAGCGGAACGAGGACGCCAGCCUGGCACUCAGGAAGGAGGCUGGGAGGCACAUCUCUGAGGGGCCAGCCUCCCAGCUCCCUGCCAGUCCCAAACGUCUGCCAGCCAGCCGGAGUCAGUCGCGAGACCGUCUCAGCUUGCCGAAAAGUGUGGCGGUGGCUAGGAGGAUUGAGUCAGAAGAGCGGGGCCGUCCUCGCGUGACAAGCCGGCCCAGCAAGCCUGGACUGCAGAGCCCUCGUCCCCGGGCCCGCAGCCAGGGAAGGCCUGGAGGAGAGCCCGUGCUGCUUAUCAGCCGAGCAAAGGAUGGACAGCAUUCCUGGACCCGGGCCGACGAGCCCAAGGAGAAUGCCGGGGGCUCUGGAAGAACCACCCCCAGGACCAAGAGCCCAGCAAGGGGUCACCUGACCCCGGUGGGUUCCCGAAGCCCUGCCCCCACCAAGCGCCGGGGUUCCCUGCCCGCCACAAAAAUGGCCAAUCCCUCCGCCCGAAUCCCUCCACCGGCCACAGGACGUCAGCGACAGCCCUGCUUAUCCGGACAACGUGGGAUCGUGAGACAGCCCCAGUUGGGGGAGCGUGGGCCCUCCAAGCAGCCUGAUGACACUUUAGGAGAGGAGCUGGAGGUGAUGGCGCAGGCUUUCCGCACCCCGCUGCACCUCGAUCCGAGCCAGGAGCAGCAGCUCUACCGGCGUCUGGAGGAAGAAUUCCUGGCCAAUGCUCAGGUGAUAGGUUUGGAACUAAACGAAGAGCUGGAUCUGGGGAGCCAGGCCUGUAACGGCGCCCGACUCUUGCCCACUAAUCCGGACCAAGGCACUGCCGACUCCGCCUACUGUUCCUCCAGCUCGUCCUCUUCCUCCCUCAACGUCUUCAGCAAAUACGGCGUCCAACCCGAGGAAUCCAAGCGGAAGACAGCCCACCAGAUGAUGGGAGGUUCCGAGCUGGUGGAUUUCCACAAUGGCUCGGCGGAUGCUUCCGAGCUCUGGGACUCAUCCGGAUCCCGUGAGCGAAGGAGCCGCUGGAGGAAACCCAUCCUUUCGAGCUCGUCCGAUGAAAGCAACUGCUACCUGGGACUGAACGACGUCCAGGAAGUCCAGGAGAGUCUGGAGUUGGCCGAGCCUCUGGCGGAUAGCCCCUGGGCUGCUGGGGAGCCGGCCCCUUCCCACACAGAGCUGGGACCCUCCCUCCAGGAUGGCCCGGAGACCCUUGGCACAUCCCCCUCGGCUCUCGUCCUGGAAGAAGUCGCGCUCUGUCCCCAGUCGUCCCUGAGGAAGCCCGACCGCGUGCCUUCCGUCUACAAGCUGAAGCUGCGCUCGCAAAUUAAGCCUCGUGCCGACUCCCAACCGGACAAGACCCCGUCGAAAAUCCCUACUCCCCUCAGCUACAAGGCUUCUGGAGCCCAGAAGCCUCCGAUGGGAAGCGCCUCUUCCAAGGACAGCCCAGCUAGUGGUCCCUCCGAGCGCCGGGGCUGGACAGCCUUCCACAACAUCUUCUCUUCGUCCUUCGGGGAGUGUCCCGGGAGUUCGGUGGAGUCCAGCAUGUCUAAUGAGGGAGCUUGGGCCUAGGCACUGGUGGACAGUACAUCCCCCCUCUCCUCCCCCCUUGCACCCGCUUCUGUGGUCCUGGCCUUCUCUUUCCAGCUGCUUUCUUGGACCUCUUCUUCCCAGUGUGACUUUGUCAUAUGCUGCUGUGCAGAGGGGGUUUUUAUUUUGGGUGAUGGGAGGAGAA
Notechis scutatus (mainland tiger snake) is the source of this 3022-nucleotide messenger RNA. NCBI's taxonomy places the organism in Eukaryota, Metazoa, Chordata, Lepidosauria, Squamata, Elapidae. The record is from RefSeq and is a predicted model, not a curated record.